Messenger RNA from Brassica napus (rape), 2983 nucleotides. Its product is annotated as B3 domain-containing protein REM13. The record is from RefSeq and is a predicted model, not a curated record. Lineage: Eukaryota; Viridiplantae; Streptophyta; Magnoliopsida; Brassicales; Brassicaceae. The transcript has 9 exons. The coding region runs from base 738 to 2900 and encodes 720 amino acids. Gene Ontology annotation, molecular function: DNA binding.
AUAUAUCCAAAAUACACUAAGAUAUUAUUGAACAUCUAAAAUAAUUAUCUGUUACAUGAAGGUUGAUGGUUGAAGUUGGCGGUUGAAGCUUGAAGUUUUUACAUUUUGGUUUUGUUUCAUUGAAUAAUGUUUCUCAUUUCAUGAGAAAUUGGUUUUCGUUCUAUGCUUUCAUUUAUUUGAUUUUCUUUCUAUCAAUAAUUAUGUUUACCUUCCGUCUAAUUUUGAAUGAUCACGUUAGAUGUACCUUUCUUAUUUUUGAAUCGAUUUUAAUUAUGUUUUGGUUAUACAAAUCAGGUACUUUAAAACCGAAGAACUGAUUUUACUUAUGUUUUAGUUACAAAGUACAUACAAAGUAGGUACUUUUAAGCCGAAGAACCGAUUGAGAUCCAAAGCCGAAAGUACAUCGGGUUGUACCGGUUCUUUAAAGAUUUACUAACCUCAACCUGAACCUGAUAGAACUCGAACCGUUCCGAACCGAACUUUCAUAUAAACCAAAUGUUACUAGUUUUGACAAACCUAAAAAAAACUAAGAUCCUUUUGGACAAAAGCUAAAAGAUUGGGAUCUCGAAUGUCCAGCCUAAUCAUGUCCAUUUCAGUGAGAGUUGGGUCUAUGAGCAGUAGAAGCUGAAAGCAAGGCUUCACCCUACCUUUUUAGGCCCAAAAUACCACUAUAUAUUUCGCUAAGGCCCAAACAGUUUAAUCCGUUGAAAGAAGAGGAGAGCAGCGAAGCUUCGGCAAUGGCGAAAUCAAGGCUUCUUCGCCCACAGUUCUUCCACACACUAGUUCCAGGCUUUCACACUCACCUCAUGAUUCCUGAAGACUUCUUCUCUAAGUACAUUGAGGAAGGAAGAAGCAUGGCGGCUGAGCUGAUAUCCGACGCGUCGGAUAAAAAAUGGAGACUGAAGAUGACUGGUCGGAGACUCGGUGACGGCUGGAGAGAGUUCGCUGUUGAUAAUAAUCUUCGGUUCGGCGGCGUCCUUCUUGUUAGAUACGAAGGAGAUAUGGUCUUUCAUGUUUCGAAUUUAGGUCAAAAUUGCUGUGAGAUUCAAGACAUUUCGCCUCCAUGCAACAACAUUGUGAAAUCAGAUAAAACUUUGUUGAAGAAGCGUCUGUAUCCAAGAACGCAAGUAGAUAGAUGUGAUGAGGAUGAGGAUGAGGAUGGCAUUGAGCUUCCCAUAAACAAGAAAACGGAGAUGAGAAGUCCAGAAGCAGAAGCAGAACCACUUUCUUCUUCUUCAGAUAACUCCUGUUUUGUGGCUCUUGUCACGGCUUCUAGUCUACGCACAGAUAAACUGUAUCUUCCACAACAUAUUACAAGCUCAAAUGGUCUUACAAGAAAAUGCCGCAAGAUUGUUUUAGUAGAUGGAGGGGAAAGAUCAUGGACAUUGGAUCUGAGCUUCAACAAAUCAUCCGAUACUUUUUGCAUGAGCCGAGGUUGGAGAAACUUCUGUGAAGAAAACGGUCAAGAACCCGGAGGCUUCUUUAUGUUUAAACUAGUGGGAAAUAGAGAAACUCCAGUGCUCAGUCUCGGCCUUACAGAAUCUAAUAAUGAUACAAGGGUCUGCUCACAAGCUAGCGAGAGGGAAUCUCUUUCCACAGAACUUAGCAGCGAAGAUGAAUACAUACAAGGCGAGAGCAGUGAAGACGAUUGCAGCUCAAUGGAGUCGUUGAUGGAGACAGGAAAAAAGAAGUGUAGUCCGAAACGAAGAGUCACAUCAUAUGCAUCAUAUUCUUCAUAUUUGCCAUAUUAUAAACGAUAUGUAACAUUUACGCUUCGGCAUGGUUAUGCCACACAUCAUCAUACAUUGUCUCUUCCAGCGCUAUUUGUGAGAGAGAAUGGCAUCAACAAGCCUGGGGAGAUACAUCUAUUGGGUAAAGAUGGUACAAAGUGGCCGACAAGCCUUUUAGUCAACAUCAGAGGAAGUAUGAGUUUGGGAAAGGGUUGGAAAGAUUUUGUCAAAGCGAAUGGCGUAGAGUCAGGCUUUACACUCAAGUUGAUGUGGGAAGACACAACUCCGGUGUUUUGUUUGUGCUCUGCAGAUUCUACCAGUGACAGAGAGCAAGAAGAGUAUUUCAAAGCUAUCAGGAAACAAUCUCUUUUCAUGGAUCCUAGCAACAUAGAGAAUAGCAGCAAAGAUGAGAAAAACAAAGAAGAGAACAUGUCAUGGGAGAGGAAGAAGAGAGGGAGAGGUUCAACUCCAUUGAGCCUAAAACAAUUUGUGACAUUAACGAUUACACCUUGCUGCUUCAUAACGUGUAGACUGGUUCUUCCAGCACAGUUUGCAAGAGAGAAUAGCUUGAACAAGCUCAGAAUGAUAUAUCUGUUGGGUAGAGAUGGUAGAAAGUGGCUGACAAAAAUCCAUCAGGACAAAAAAGGAAGAAUGAGUUUGGGAAAGGGUUGGAAAGAUUUUGUUGAAGCAAACAACUUUAAGUCAGGCGAUUCCUUUGCUAUGGAGUUAAUAUGGGAAGACGGAACUCGUAUGCUCAGGUUGUCAGGUGCAGAGUCUAGCAGUUCAAAAGCAUAUGUUUCCACAGAAGCUGGAAGCAGUAGUGAUUCAUCAUCCUCAGCAAUCCAAAAUCGAUCGGUCACAUUAACACUCACACCGGAAGAGGUUAGAGCCUGUAAGCUGCAUCUUCCAAGUGAAUUCAUGAAGGCUAAUGGUAUCAACAGACUUGGGAAGAUAACUCUUUUGGGUGCAAACAAAAUGGAAUGGUCUGCGUAUCUGUUGACAAGAGAUGGGACUGUUGCUUUGGGAAUUGGUUGGGACGAGUUUUGUGAAGCUAAUGGCGUAAGUUUAGGAGAAUCUUUCACUUUAGAGUUUAGUAAAGAACAAAACAGAACAACUCCUGUACUUAAGUUUUGUUCUCUGGAGACUAACAAAAAGGUAGGAAAAUGUUAAUUAGAUAUUAAAGAUCCAGGUGGUGACAACUCUUUCAUCAUACAAUAGGAUGUAAAUCAAUCAUAAUAGCCAUUACCAACUCC